Patiria miniata (bat star) is the source of this 2219-nucleotide messenger RNA. RefSeq names its product 26S proteasome non-ATPase regulatory subunit 10-like. Lineage: Eukaryota; Metazoa; Echinodermata; Asteroidea; Valvatida; Asterinidae. Gene Ontology annotation, molecular function: protein binding. The coding region runs from base 158 to 829 and encodes 223 amino acids. The record is from RefSeq and is a predicted model, not a curated record. The transcript is spliced from 6 exons.
UUAAUGGAAAAAUAAAUAAAUCAUUCCUCUCCAGCUAGCUAAUGAGGGCGCUAGAGAUCUUUACCGUACGCGUGAACGUUAACGUUGGUCUGUAUUAUUUUGGUCAUUAUUCCAAGCGCUAUUUAGUUGUUUCUCAGCAAAUGAUUAUUGCAAAAAAAUGUCUGAUUUAGACAUUUGUAAGUUGGCAUAUGAUGGCGAGUUUUCCGCUGUGAAAGAAAGAGUGGAAGCGGACAGGAGUGUGCUUAAUGAGUUGGACAAGAGUGACCGAACGAUUCUCCACUGGGCUGCGUCAGGCAAACGCUUUGAAAUCGUGCAGUAUCUACUGGAACUCAAGCCACCUCCAAAUGUCAACAUCAAAGAUGAUAACAAUUGGACGCCGUUGCACAUUGCAUCCUCGGUGGGCCAGGAAGAGAUUGUGACCGCCCUUAUAAGUCAAGGGGCAGAGGUCAAUGUCGCUAACAAGACGGGCCAGACGCCACUGCAUUACGCUGCAUCCAGAGAUCGGCAACGAAUAGCAGAGAUUUUGUUGGAGCACGGUGCUGAUGUCAACAUUGGAGACCAGACCAGAGCGACCCCCAUGCAUCGGGCCGCCUCCAAGGGUAAUCUCGAGAUAGUCAAGCUCCUCCUCAACUACAACUGCAGGCUGGACGUACAAGACUGCGUUGGAAACACACCACUACACUUGGCAUGCGAAGAGGAAAGAUCGGAGGAAGCCACAUUGCUAGUACAGCACGGGGCUCCGCUGCACAUUCAAAACAAGGAGGAAAAGACACCCUUGGACCUGGCACCAAUUGGACUAGCGAGGGCGCUUUCAAGUCUCAAAGACUGAAGGUUUUUCUAUACGGAGAUGCAUAAUGUGUAUGUCAUACGUACAGCCGAUUCAGUAUUAUUGCAUCGGUGUGUCAGUGCUAUGGACUCAAGAUCACGCCUCCAUGAAACAAGAGGCCACGCCCACCCACCUGGGCUUGACUCUGUGCCCUACUUGAUGUCAGAGCUGCCGUGUAUUGAAAAAAAAAACAAUUGUUUUUUUAACCUCUUCGUCUGAAUGGCCUUCACUCAACCCGAGAAACUUUCUUUGAUUUGCUGGCAGUGGGAAAUUCUUCCAGUUUACAAUAGCAGAAUGAUACAUCUCCCAAAAUGUUUGUUGUAUCAGACUUUGUGUAGUGCCAGCCUCAGGUCGACCUACGAUUUGCUUGCCCCACAAUGGAACCAUCGGCAUCAACCUCAAACGUCAUGCUCAGGUCGCAAAAGUGAGGAAUCGUGUGAUUGUUGUGGAUCAAUUAGGUUCACAACUUGGAUGAUCCAGAUAUGCACACGCGACAUCGUAACUUUACAAAGGUCGACUGCGAUUGGUUCCAGCCCGUCGGGAACACGUUCCAUCGCAGCGCAGAAGUUGAAAUUGUUUCUACUCUUACGGCUGGUGAUUCUUGGAUGCCCAAUCGAACAUUGUUGCAGUAACACUCAGAUCGCAAAAAUUUUGGCAACUGAAAUGUUCCUGACGGUCGUAGCUCAGGCACAGCUUGAUCCUGAGAAGGCAGUCGUCGACUGAUCUGUGUCGUCGCCAGGUCGACCUGAGGCCGGCUUAAGUAGAGCACUUGUCUGGAUUUCACGAAACUUGACAUAGCUGUGCAACAACUUCAGAAAUACAUUGGACGAGGAGAAACACAGUGGUUGUGUUGUGUACGACUUAUAUUUCAGUCACAAACAGUCAUAUACAGUUGUUGUACCUCCACCCACCAUUUUGAAUAAAAAUGUCUGACUUUCUUUGGAAUCAGGUGGGAAAUUGAAAAAUGCUGUCAAAGGUGAAAUAUCAAUUAAUUUACUUAAAAAUCAAAAGCUUGAUAAGUUGAGCAAUGAUAUGCUCCACGACGAUCACAGUUAGUCCGUAAAAUAGUUCAUUUUCAGUCACUGCGCCAUGACUUUCGCCACCUAAAAUGAUUGCGUAAGUUAAAGCCAUAAUUUGUUGCACAAGUCACAAACUUUCGCACUGUGAAGCUUUUUGUGAAGUGUGUCAUAUAAACUGAAUUGUGCAACGUGAAAUAUUAUGCGACUUGUGCAAUCACAUGUGGCUUACAUGUAAGCGGAGAUACGCCAUUGCGUAAAGUUUCGCGAAAUUGUCUGCUGACUUGAGCAGUUUUGUGGUAAUGAGGGUUUAAUAAUUAAAUGUCACCAAACAUUUACAGCUGAUCAAUAAUAAAACAGAGAAGACACAUUUACAC